Messenger RNA from Hipposideros armiger (great roundleaf bat), 825 nucleotides. RefSeq names its product malate dehydrogenase 1B (gene MDH1B). The annotation marks the transcript as partial. Gene Ontology annotation, biological process: malate metabolic process. The transcript is spliced from 6 exons. The record is from RefSeq and is a predicted model, not a curated record. Gene Ontology annotation, molecular function: malate dehydrogenase activity; oxidoreductase activity, acting on the CH-OH group of donors, NAD or NADP as acceptor. NCBI's taxonomy places the organism in Eukaryota, Metazoa, Chordata, Mammalia, Chiroptera, Hipposideridae.
AUUGUCAUUAGCGCCUCGGCUCCUGCCUGCUGCAACCUAAUCCCCAUCUUGACCAGCGGCGAAGUGUUUGGAACGCACACAGAAAUCAGCAUAACUCUAUUUGACAAUAAGCAGGCAGAAGAGUAUCUCAAAAUCCUUGCGACAGAGACGCGGGACCUGGUGUCGCCCUUCCUCCGGAGCGUCUCUGUCUGCACUCGAGUGGAGGAGGCCUUCCGCCAGGCCCACGUGAUCAUCGUCCUGGACGACCCCACUGACAAGGAGGUGUACACGAAACAGAACCCACCCAGGAAGUUAAGUCAUUUGCCCAAAUUUCUGUUCCAGUCUAGAAUCAAGAACUUCUUGUCAGAAUCAAAGAAGAUAAAAAGUUAUUUUAAGGAGUGGCUGACAGAUUUGUGUGAAAAGAAUAAAUGGAGUCACAAAAAUUCCCCCAUCAUCUGGAGAGAGCUGUUGGAUCGUGGAGGAAAGGGUUUGCUUUUGGGAGGAUAUAAUGAAUUCCUGGAGCAUGCUCAGCUUUACUAUGGUGUCACCUCAAGUAUGACGACUGAGCUGAUGAAGGUAAUUGCUCAAGAGAAUCUGGCGACACAUAUAGAAAAAGAGCUGGAGAAAGAAGCUCUGAAAAGUCUCAUCGACCCCUUGCAGGUCUGGAUCACCAGUGAGUGGGUAAACAAAGACUUUGUGGCAACUCUUGAACAGUUGACCUCCACAGGAAAACAAUUUGGAAGCAUCUUAGCCGCACACAGCAUAGCCACCACGUUGAAAUACUGGUACCACGGCUCACCGCCUGGGGAGAUCGUGUCCGUAGGAGUAUUGAGCGAAGGCACUUAG